Messenger RNA from Meloidogyne enterolobii, 702 nucleotides. The record is from the annotation of a GenBank genome assembly. Lineage: Eukaryota; Metazoa; Nematoda; Chromadorea; Rhabditida; Meloidogynidae.
AUGUCAAGUAAAGAGACGGCUCUCGUGAAGCUGGCUGAAAGGAGGCAGGAAUUUGGAGAAUCACUGGAAGAAUUUUCCAAUGAUUUGAAAAAUCUGGUGGAACGAGCUUAUCCAGAUGCGUCCUUUGAAUUGAAUAUUUCAGCACUCAAAUUAGAUGAUGAUCAAAAGAAAAAUUUGAAAACCGAGAUUGAAAAAAUGGCCAAAAAAUUCAGAGAGGAAAUCUGCCUGGAAAGAUUUAAAUACGGACUGUUGCCGGAAAUUAGGGAGAAAAUCAUCUUUAUGAAGGUACCCUCGUCGUUGGCAGAAGCUGUGUCGCAAGCGAGAAGAGUGGAAGAGUUGAAUGCAACAAUUAAAGCGGAUACUUGGAAAAGAAUGGAGGAAAUAGAGGUCAAUGCGGCGCUAGCGGAAGUUAAUGAAGUAGGUGAGAUAAGUGCAGAUCCGGAUAAUGACUGGGGCGGGGAAAUGACUGACCCGAAUUUUGGCCUAUAUUAUAAGAAUGAAGAUGAAUAUUAUAAUGACCAUGCCCAAUAUUAUGACCAUGAACAAAAUUAUGACGGCGAGGAGUGCCAUUGGUUGCCAAAUGAAAAUAAUGAGUAUUGGGGAGAGGAAGAGUAUCAAGAUCAAUUUGGCAAUGAUUGUUGUUUCGAUGAUCAAGGUGAUCAAUACUGGCCCACAGAUCAAACGAGAUUUGAUGACUAUUGA